This is a messenger RNA of Salvia hispanica, 847 nucleotides long. Lineage: Eukaryota; Viridiplantae; Streptophyta; Magnoliopsida; Lamiales; Lamiaceae. The record is from RefSeq and is a predicted model, not a curated record.
CCGCGUCUUCUUCCUCGAUAAUUCCGGCAAAAAGAUUUCCCCCUGGCAUGAUAUUCCACUGCACUUGGGUGAUGGUGUAUUCAAUUUCAUCGUGGAGAUUCCAAAGGAAUCUAGUGCAAAGAUGGAAGUUGCUACAGAUGAAGUGUAUACCCCCAUUAAGCAAGAUACAAAGAAGGGAAAACUCCGAUGCUACCCAUACAACAUCAACUGGAACUAUGGAUUGCUUCCACAAACAUGGGAAGAUCCUUCACUUGCAAAUGCUGAAGUUGAGGGGGCAUUUGGAGAUAAUGAUCCAGUUGAUGUUGUUGAGAUUGGGGAUAGCCAAGGAAAAAUUGGGCAAGUCAUGAAAGUGAAGCCCUUGGCUGCUUUGGCAAUGAUAGAUGAGGGAGAGCUUGACUGGAAAAUAGUUGCCAUUUCAUUGGAUGAUCCAAGGGCUUCCCUUGUUAAUGAUGUUGAUGAUGUCGAGAAGCAUUUUCCAGGAACUCUCACUGCAAUCAGAGACUGGUUCAGGGACUACAAGAUACCCGAUGGAAAACCUGCCAACAGAUUUGGCCUUGACAACAAGCCAGCAAACAAGGAUUAUGCACUUAAGGUUAUCACUGAGACAAACGAAUCGUGGGCUAAACUUGUGAAAAGAUCCAUUCCUUCUGGUGAACUUUCUCUUGUCUAAAUGAAGCUACAGUGUUUGUGCUGCAUCCCUGGUAAAGCGAUGUACUUCUUUUGCUGGCAAUUUGCCGUUAUUUAUUUUUCUGGUACUGAGAGAUAAAAUAUUUGAGCAAUGGAACUAUUGCUUGUGUAUUGACCUUGGACAAGUUUUUCAUGAAUGAAGAGUCUCUUUCCUUUGCCA